Messenger RNA from Lycium barbarum (goji berry), 1952 nucleotides. Its product is annotated as putative pentatricopeptide repeat-containing protein At3g13770, mitochondrial. Lineage: Eukaryota; Viridiplantae; Streptophyta; Magnoliopsida; Solanales; Solanaceae. The transcript is spliced from 2 exons. Gene Ontology annotation, biological process: RNA modification. The coding region runs from base 258 to 1820 and encodes 520 amino acids. The record is from RefSeq and is a predicted model, not a curated record. Gene Ontology annotation, molecular function: RNA binding; protein binding.
UUGAAAGCAAUUUCGGCCCGACAGAGAUGUAAAUCGUUGUAGCCUGUCUCCCCAAGGUUACACAGUUGCUUCCAAACAUGUGCACUUGUGGCUGAAAGUUUAGAGAUUGCAUAAAAAAAUUGUCCAGAAAAUAGAAGAAAAACAAUUUUGGAGAAGAGAGCGGAGAGGAUUUUGUAUUUGAGUACCUAAAAGAUGAAAACCAAAUAAAAGCAUAGUGGACUUGGAGUACACUUUCCAAUACAUAACCGAACCAAAACAUGGUGAGAAAAACUCUAUUUUUCUGUGCAACUAAGCAUGUAUUUUCUUCCAUAAUAAAAAAACCAUCUCAUUACCACCAGACACAUCUCUUCUACUGUUGUACCUCAAGCUCCAAUCCUCUCCUCUCCGAGGCCUUAUUUGAAAUGGCCAAACAAGGCCUUGAAGUGAAAUUCAAGAAAUACGAUACUCUGCUAAAUGAAUGUAUAAACCAAAGGGGUAUAAGAGAAGGCCAAAGGGUACAUGCCCACAUGAUUAAAACGCAUUAUAAACCUCCGGUGUAUCUCAGGACAAGGCUUAUUGUUUUCUACGUUAAAUGUGGGGUUUUAGGUGAUGCUAGAUGGGUGUUCGAUGAAAUGCCUGAAAGGAAUGUUGUUUCUUGGACUGCUCUCGUUUCUGGUUAUUCUCAAAAAGGGCAUUUCUCUGAAGCUAUCCAUCUUUUUGUUCAGAUGUUGAGAUCAGGUAAUGCGCCAAAUGAGUUCACUUUUGCAACAGUGCUUACCUCAUGUACCGGUGCCAUUGGGUUUCACUUUGGGAGACAAAUCCAUUGUCUUGUGGUCAAGAGUCCUUUCGAAUCACAUAUAUAUGUGGGAAGUUCACUCCUUGAUAUGUAUGCAAAAGCUGGCAAAGUUCAUGAAGCUCGAUGUGUUUUUGAAAGCCUGCCAGAAAGAGACGUUAUCUCCUGUACUGCUUUAAUCUCAGGCUAUGCUCAACAGGGACUAGAUGAAGAGGCACUGGAGCUUUUCCGCAAGUUGCAGGCACAGGGAAUGUCUUCCAACUAUGUUACAUAUACUAGUGUAUUAACAGCCUUAUCAGGACUUGCUGCAGUUGAACAAGGUAGACAACUGCAUGCCCAUAUUAUUCGAUUGGAACUGCCUUUCUAUGCAGUGCUUCAGAAUUCUCUCAUUGAUAUGUACUCCAAGUGUGGAAAAUUCACUUAUUCAAGGACGAUAUUCAAUCAAAUGUCCGAAAGAACUGUUAGCUCCUGGAAUGCCAUGCUUGUUGGUUACAGUAAACAUGGGAUGGGAAAGGAGGUAGUUGAGCUCUUCGAAAUGAUGAGAGAAGAAAACAAAAUUAAGCCUGAUGGCAUCACUCUUUUGGCUGUGUUAUCUGGCUGCAGCCAUGGAGGAAUGGAGGAUAAAGGUGUACAUAUUUUUAACGAUAUACUUACUGGAAAAGACAGGGUUGAGGUUAGCAUUGAGCACUGUGGUUGUGUGGUUGAUUUGCUAAGUCGAGCUGGCCAAGUAGAAAGGGCCUUCCAAUUCAUUAAAGAGAUGCCUCUUCAACCAACUGCUGCAAUUCUGGGUUCACUAUUAGGUGCUUGUUGGGCUCACCUGUAUGUUGAUAUUGGUGAAAUUGUAGCCAAACAACUUUUGGAGAUAGAGCCAGAAAAUGCUGGAACUUAUGUAAUUCUUUCAAACAUGUAUGCAUCGGCAGGAAGGUGGGAAGAUGCUAGAAGAGUAAGAGAGCUGAUAAAUGAAAGGGUCAUGGUAAAGGAAUCUGGAAAAAGCUGGAUUGGUACUGAUCUUAUGCAUGAAACAGGAAAGGACAUUGCAAAAACAUAAUGGUAUUAGCAGUUAGGGUCAAGGAAGGUACUUAUAUUCUCGAUCAGAGUUUAUGUAUCUUGUUUAGCAUGGAUGAUAAGAGAAAAAAGAAAAUGCUGCUAGGACAACUAGCUACCGCAUUUGAACAACUUU